Messenger RNA from Aspergillus glaucus CBS 516.65, 1180 nucleotides. Its product is annotated as GPALPP motifs-containing protein 1. The record is from RefSeq and is a predicted model, not a curated record. NCBI's taxonomy places the organism in Eukaryota, Fungi, Ascomycota, Eurotiomycetes, Eurotiales, Aspergillaceae. The transcript has 2 exons. The coding region runs from base 70 to 816 and encodes 248 amino acids.
ACAAUAUCGGAGGUCGGAGAUAGCACUCUUCCCUCCUUUUUGUCUUUCAACCCCCCUCCAAGCCAAAAUAUGGAUGAUUCCAGAAAGCGGAAGUUGAAUGAUACAGCAGACAGUGACUAUGGUGAUAAAACUGGCGGAAAGCGAAAAAUAAUCGGACCAGCUUUACCCUCCGAGCAUGAUCAAAAGAUAAGCCAUGAUGACGAUUCUGACGACAGUGAUGAUGAUAUUGGACCGAUUUUACCUCCUUCAGGGACCGAGCACCUUCGGCUUGAUAAUAAACCUGACAAUGCUGGUUUGUUAUCUAAGGAGAAUCAAAUCCAUACGAACAGCCGUCAGCGGGACGAAUGGAUGCUGCAGCCCCCAGAGGAAUCAGAUUGGACAUCUAGAGUUGACCCAACUAAGCUUCGAAAUCGAAAAUUUCAGACAGGGAGAUCGACCAGAGGUCCACCCGUAGCAAAUCGCGUGGAUUCGUCUUGGACAGAGAACCCGGAACAAAAGAUGGAGCGCAUAAGAGAUGAAGUAAUGGGUGUUAAGACUUCCAUGCCAGUGAAGGAUGGAAGCAACCACUCAGAGGCAUCCCGAAUUUCUGAUGCAACCCACGAGAGGAUACAAAAAUACAAUGAGGCAACAAGGAAAGACGUGGCACAGCAAUCCGGACUCAAAUUGGGUGACAAUGGGGAAGACCCAGGCAUGCGCCCAUUUGACAGGGAGAAAGAUAUGGCUACUUCCUCGAGUAUUUCUAAUGCUCAGCGUCGAGAAUUGCUGAAUAAAGCUGCAGACUUUGGUUCUCGUUUUACUGGAGGGCGAUUACUUUGAAAUAUGUUCGGAAGCGGGUACCAGUAAUGACCAUUAUUGAGCAACCCAGUGGUAUAUAUUGAACUGAUUUCACAUUCAAUGAGAAAUUCAAAGCCACAAAAAAUACAUAUCAGAGAGAAAAAGGGGUAUCUGUGGGUGUAGAUAAUAGUACAUACAAGAAGCGCGGCCGCGACCUCAUGACUUCCCUGAUACUCAAAGAAAGUAGAGUUUGCCAGUUGACAGGAUAAUGAGUGAAUAGAUGUAAAGCCCAUGCCUGUAGAGGGCUGAAAGUCAUGGUGAUAGUCUCCUAACCUUAGGCACAUAGCCCCUGAGCUCAAGCCCAUAGAGGGCGCCCAUAUAAAUAGAUAUAGCUGCAAGACCCCAC